Phyllostomus discolor (pale spear-nosed bat) is the source of this 1245-nucleotide messenger RNA. RefSeq names its product proline-rich protein 2-like. NCBI's taxonomy places the organism in Eukaryota, Metazoa, Chordata, Mammalia, Chiroptera, Phyllostomidae. The coding region runs from base 1 to 1245 and encodes 414 amino acids. The transcript is spliced from 4 exons. The record is from RefSeq and is a predicted model, not a curated record.
AUGGAUGAGGUUCUGGAUGUGGAGGUGGGUCCAACCCUGGGCUCUGGACCCCAGAUGCCAAACUUCUUGGAGCCCCCGGACCACCCCACGGAAGCCAGGCCUGGGGGCUGCAGCCCCGCCGUCCAUCCAGGCCAGGCCCCGCCCACCCCUCCUGGGAAUCGGGAGGGCGGUCCUCCCGUGCCCUCAGGCCCUGCCUGCCCCCGGACCUGGGCCUCACUGCCCACGGCACCGUCCGUGGGCUCCACGGCGUCCAGCCCUGCGUGCCACCCUGCCUCCGCCUCGCCCCCCUUCUCCACCACGGCCGCCCGGCGCAAGGCCGCAGGCGCCCCAGCCGGAGCACCCUCUGCUCUGGCGGCGGCUGCUCAUGUUGGCCCGGCCGGCAGACCACCCGCCGGGCAGUUUCAGCAGAGGGCCUGGGGCACCGGGGACCCCCCGGUCCUUCUCGUCCACCGCCCGGGGGCCUCUGGGGCGCCGCAGCGACUAGAGCACAGGGGACGAAGAGUCAUCACUGAGCCCCUGGAGGAGGAACCGGAGCCCAGCCCCCAGCCCCAGGACCCCGAACCUGAGCCGGAGCAGCCCCCGGCCCCCGAGGCCCCCGAGGGCCCCGAGGCCCCCCCCCGAGGGCCCCCGUCUCAGGCGGAGGCUCGCCAAGAGGAAGAAGGUCCCACGGGCUCGGGAUCCCAGCCCCGUGACCCGCUGCUGCAGCCUGUGGCCGAGGCGCCGCAGCACCCCACACACCCAGAACUGAAGCCCCAGCCCCAGCCCCAGCCCCAGCGCCACGGAGAACUGCGUUCGCCGCCGUUUCGGCACUGUGCACGACCCCGGCGGCGCUCGGGGAGCGCGGGGGCGGCGGGGGUGGCCGCCGGGGGUGCUCCCCGGCCCCCAAGCCGAGCCGGGGACGAGCCUGCCCGCGGCGGCGUCCCGGUCGCGGCUUCGCCUAGGCUCGCAGCGCGGGAGCACGUGGGGCGCGGCGGCGGGGAGCCCGCGGGCGUCCUCGGAGGCGGCCGCGCGGGGAGCGGGGGGCCGCGGGGGCGCGCGGGAACUGCCCCUCUGUCGCUGUCUCGAGGCUCUCGGGCUUCUCCUUGCACCCCAACGCCCGCUGGGCCUCCUCCGCCAUGGAAACGUCUUGGUGGCGAGAAGGCGAAAGAAAGCGUGACAAUAUUGCCCCGGGUGCGCGCCCCCGGAGUCCCGCGCUCCCUGCGGGCGUCUCCCGCGCCGCCGCGUUCCUCGCGUCCGGGCGCGUGA